AUGGCACACAAGCUCUCAGAACCCUACUCGGGGAAGAACCCGGUACCCAGCAUCACCACCAAGCUCACGUCGCUCGUCAACCCACAAAAGGCCGGGGAAGCCAAGGCGCAGCAACUCCAGGACCAGAGCGUCCGACAUGAGGAGAAGCAGACCGAGAAGACUGCGCGGAGGCUCGCGAAGGGCCAUGUCAUGCACGUAACGGACCCCACGACCGGCGAGGAGCUCGACAUUCGCAACGCGGACGAAGAUCCGGACACGCACUCCAAGGGAGAGAAUGUUUUGCAUCAUGAAUUUCCUCCUCCUGACUGGAAGGAACAUCGUGACAAGAUGCUUUCUAUCACAAACUCCAGCAUCACCUACAUCGCCACCGCAUUUGUUGGUGCCUUCCUCUUCUCGACGCUAUUUUCUGGCGUCACCGCCCGGGUGCUAUGUCUAAUACCACCCGCGUUCUUGAGCUACUCCCUUUUCUUCCGCAUGAACAAGGCCUCUGAGGCAGACUUUGAGCAACGGAUGUGGCACGCGGAGCGGAUGCGUGGCUUGGCAGCUGGAUCAGAUGUCGACGGCGACGGCAAGGUCACCGACGAGGAGCGCACGCGCGAGAGCGCGGAGUGGGCGAACGCGCUUGUCCGUGGGCUCUGGCCGAUCCUGAACACCGACCUGUUCAGCUCCCUCAUCGACAUGCUUGAGGACAUCAUGCAAUCAUCCGUCCCGAAGUUCAUCCAUUCUGUUCGCGUGGCGGACAUGGGUUUGGGCUCGAACGCCGGUCGCAUAACGUCCAUCCGGUCACUCCCUGAUGCGAAGACUCACGACACCGGCAAUCCCGGCGACGCGCAAGACACACUCGCCGCGAUGGGCAUCGACGGUGACACGGUCAGCCCGGACGACCGAGACGCUCUGGAUGGCGACCACGUCAACCUCGAGGUGUCGUUCGCGUACCAGGGGCUCCCAAGCGGGAAGUCUGCCGCGAGCAAAGCGCGCAACAUUCAUUUGCUGGUCGAGUUCUUCCUCGGGAUGAAGGGCGUGUUCGGCUUCCGUGUUCCUGUCUGGGUCGAGGUCACCGGCGUCGUCGGGACUGCUCGCGCAAGGCUCCAGCUCAUCCCGGAUCCGCCCUUUGUUAAGACGACUUUGGUUUCUUUGAUGGGUCUCCCCCGCAUCACUAUCUCUGCCACACCCCUGAGCAAAACGCUACCGAACGUCAUGAACUUGCCGUUCAUCUCUGGGUUCAUCUCCAGCGCCCUCGACACUGCCGCGGCGGAGUACGUCGCCCCGAAGAGUCUAACAUUGGACCUCCAGGCCCUCAUCAGCGGAGACGAUAUCAAGAAAGACACGGAAGCUAUCGGUAUCCUCGUCGUGCACAUCCACAGAGCGACUGGUAUCAAGAAGAUGGACACGACAGGCAGCUCCGCAGAUCCGUACGUGACGCUCACGUACUCGCGGCUCGAGAAGCCGCUCUACUCGACGCGCAUCAUCAAGGACGACUGCAACCCUGUGUACGAGGAGACCGCGGUUCUGCUCGUCGACGUGAACACGGUGAAGCUGCGCGAGAAGCUCAGCUUCCAGCUGUGGGACUCUGAUCGCAUGAGCGUCGACGACAUGAUGGGCUACGUCGAAAUCGACAUCGUCGACCUCCUCCGCGAGCGGGGCAAGCCCACACGGCGUGUCUCCCCACUGACGAGCCCCGACUCACAAGACCGACCAGGCUCGCUCGAGUACACCGUCGGGUACUACGGCAAGCUUCCGCCAAACAAGGGUCUCACGACGGACGGCUCCGACCCAAGCCUGCCAGACGACCUCCGCGAGCGGCCGGAGUUCAAGGACGCUCGCGCAGUCGCGCUCAACGACCUCGAGGCAGCCGUGCUCGUGACGCCGCCGGACCCAGAGUGGGCGAGCGGGCUCGUGAGCGUGCAGGUGCACGAGAUCCGCGACCUCACGGUGAAGACGGUGGGCAAGGAGCACAAGGGCGGGCAUCGCGAGGGCGAGAAGGGCCAGGACGACGGCGAAGAGACGGCGGAGGAGGGCGAGGGCCUGCCGUCCUCGUAUUGCACAAUCUCCUUGAAUGACGAACUGGUGUACGAGACUCGCGUAAAGCCGAUCACGAGCUCGCCGAUGUUCAAUGCAGGCACGGAGCGUUUCGUCAGGGAUUGGCGGAAGGCGCACGUCACGGUGACUGUCAAGGAUUCUCGUUUGCGCGAGAACGACGCGGUGCUCGGGACCGUGUUCCUCAAGCUAUCCGAGGUCUUCGUGAAUGCCUCCGAAGUCACCCGGUGCUAUUCUCUCGAGAAGGGCCUCGGCACCGGGCGCAUCCGCAUUUCACUUCUCUUCCGCCCCGUCGAGGCCAAGCUACCGCCGAACCUACUCGGCUUCGACACAGGCACCCUCGAGAUCCGCGACGUCUCCGUGCGCUCCGACCUCAUCGACCUAGCCAAGUGCGAAAUCCGCAUGAAGACGACCACCACGGAUGCCGUAGAGAAAGUCGCGCGCAAGGCAGCCGAACGACGCGGAGACCAGGUCGUCUGGGCGAACGACGGCGCAACGAAGCUGGCCGUGCGGCAGCGCUACGCCACGGCUCUCCUCGUCUCCUUCCGCGACAAGUCCGGGUUCAAGAGCUCCGGCCGCAAGGCGCUCGCGGUGCUCUGGCUGCGCGACCUCGUCGACCGCGCGGAGGGCCUCGUCGAGGCCGCGCUCUGGCGCGUCAAGGACGGCGACUACUCGCGCCUGAAGCUCAACUACGUCCCGCCCGACGGGGAUCUCGCGUACUGGGACAGCGACAAGGAGAAAGUCGAGCGCGUCGGCACCGUCACGCUCGAGAUCGCGUUCUGGCCGGGCAUCGCGGAGAAGCACCAGGAGAUGCUGGGUGGGGCGGGGGCGAAGAAGCGUGCGGCGUGGGACGAGUUCGACAGGCAGCGCGCGGCUGGCUUCCGCGACUCGAUCGGGGAGCUCGAUACGCAGACUCCGCAGGACCAUCAGGCGAGCGAGAGUCACGAGACGGAGGCGCAGGAUGGAGAGCGGCAGGGGUCGGGGAAGACCGACGCGACGAUGACGGAUGGCCCGGUGAAUGCGCAGGAUGGCGACCAGGAAAACGCGGGGCCAGACGAAGAGCAGCAUGGCACGAACACAACAGUCUCUGCGGAUGAUGUGGAGGUCGAGUCGGAGGCGGACCCCGAGCUGCACAAGGACGAGGAGACUGGGGAAUCCAGCGACGCGGACAGCGGAAAGAAGAAACCGGGCGUCAUUGGGAAGGUCAAGGAGUGGCGAGAGCACGAGAAGGAGCUGCAUCGCGACCACCGUGGGAUCAUGCAGGCGAAGCCGGCGCGCACGGCGGAGUGGUUGAAGGACAACAUCGAGGAGGGUGCGCAUGCUGUGAAAGAGCGCUUCAAGAUGAAGGCGCGAAGGCCAGACGUCGAGACAGAGGUAUGA
This is a messenger RNA of Trametes versicolor FP-101664 SS1, 3417 nucleotides long. RefSeq lists its product as uncharacterized. The record is from RefSeq and is a predicted model, not a curated record. Gene Ontology annotation, molecular function: lipid binding. The coding region runs from base 1 to 3417 and encodes 1138 amino acids. The transcript has 11 exons. NCBI's taxonomy places the organism in Eukaryota, Fungi, Basidiomycota, Agaricomycetes, Polyporales, Polyporaceae.